CGCUGGAUAAUUCUUACCAUAAACCUGCGAUGAGAAAGUUUUAGCCAUUUUUCCAAAAUAAGAACGUACUACCAUAAGAAUAAUAAAUUAAAAAAAGAAAGAAAAGGAAAAGGCAGGCUCAUGUGAGCCAAAAAUUUGAAAUAGGGGCAAGCAAUUAAAUGAGAAAAAUAUAUUCCCAUAGUUACUCACGAGUACUCCCCUGCAGAAUUCCUAUAUAAAUGUUGAUAUGAUGGUGAAGAAAUUUCAUUGUUGUGAGAGUAGCCAAACUGAUUCUUGAAUUCCCUUUCUUCCUCUCUCUGUGUGUGCCAGACAACUUUCCUAUAUAUAUAGGUAGGUAGCGACACGCUAGCCCCCAGGCAACAUGAUCCGUUUGGCUCUGGUGUUGGCUGCAUUAAUGGCCGCCGGUAGAGGUGCGGCAGCAGCCGCCAAUUCUAUCACGCAGCAGCGGUGCGAUCUGUACCAAGGAAGCUGGGUUCCGGACAGCGCCGACUGCCCUCUCUACGAUUCCUCGGCAUGCCCUUUCAUCCGCAAAGAGUUCGACUGUCUCAAGUAUGGGCGGCCGGACCAUCAGUACCUCCAAUACCGAUGGCAGCCAUCUGACGCCGCCUGUUCUCUGCCCAGAUUUAAUGGGUUGGAAUUCUUGAUGAAGAUGAAGGGGAAGAAGAUUAUGUUCGUGGGAGACUCGUUGAGUAUGAAUCAGUACGACUCACUGUUAUGCAUGCUUCAUGCAGCUGCUCCCAAUUCCAACAUUACCCGUGAUUCUCAACCUCUUCCGACCGUCACCUUCCAGGAUUAUGGAGUGUCGAUAAUAUUGUUCACAAGCCAUUAUUUGGUAGAUAUCCAGCAGGACAAGAUAGGUCCUGUGUUAAAUCUGAAUUCAAUGAGCAGCGGCAAUCUGUGGAAGCAAAUGGAUGUGCUGAUUUUCAACACCUGGCUUUGGUGGUACAGGACAGGUCCUAAGCAAGGAUGGGAAUACAUUCAAGAUGGCAAGACCAUAUCCAAGGAUAUGAACAGAAUGACUGCGUUUACAAGAGCCUUGCAGACGUGGGCAAAAUGGGUAGACUCAAGCGUGGAUACAAGUAAAACAGCGCUCUUCUUCCAAGGCGUUUCUCCAGCCCAUUACGAUGGGGCCGGUUGGGGGGAGGCAGGGGUGAGAGAUUGUUCGCGCGAGACGACACCAAUCGCAGGAGCCACCCGAGGCGUGGUUCCAUUGGCGCUACAAGUGCAAGAGGACAUCCUGAGAAGCAUAAGGAAGCCGGUCCAUUUCCUGAAUAUAACCGCAAUGUCGUACAUGAGAAAAGAUGGGCAUCCAGCAUCCCACAACGGCCUUGGUGGCAUGGAUUGUACGCACUGGUGCGUUGCUGGCGUCCCUGAUACUUGGAACCAAAUCCUAUCAACAACACUACUCACUCAGUCGGGAUAAUUACCGAAACAAACAAUCCAAUGCCAGAAUAUUCUUAUGUCCAUUUGCAUGGUUAUUACAUCGCUUGCUAAUUAUUAGAUUGUUCUCUUUUUUUUCAAACAAAUAAAAAAGAAAAAGAUGAUGAAGAGCUUAAUAGCAUAAAAAGGA
This is a messenger RNA of Linum tenue, 1570 nucleotides long. The record is from the annotation of a GenBank genome assembly. NCBI's taxonomy places the organism in Eukaryota, Viridiplantae, Streptophyta, Magnoliopsida, Malpighiales, Linaceae.